UCCGGAAGCGAAUCUGAUCAAAGAAGAGGCGGGACUUCCUUCCCGGAGGUGACCCACGUGCUUCCGCCCUAGCCUACCUGGUCCAACGGUGAGUCUCCAGUAUUUGCCUGAAGUUGGGGACACUGCGGGCAUUGUGACUGGCCCCAGGCCGUGAGACUAGGAGGCCAGAAGAUUUCCCCCUCGGUGCAGGUUUGAGAUGGAUCCACUCAGGGCCCAGCAGCUGGCUGCGGAGCUGGAGGUGGAGAUGAUGGCUGAUAUGUACAACAGAAUGACCAGUGCCUGCCAUCGGAAGUGCGUGCCUCCCCACUACAAGGAAGCAGAACUGUCCAAGGGCGAGUCUGUGUGCCUGGACCGCUGUGUCUCCAAGUAUCUGGACAUCCAUGAGCGGAUGGGCAAGAAGUUGACAGAGUUGUCUAUGCAGGAUGAAGAGCUGAUGAAGAGGGUACAGCAGAGCUCUGGGCCCGUGUGAGGCCCCAGACAGUAUACACGCCAAGGUGCGCCGUGCCCCUUCCCAUUUGUCUAAUAAAAGUGCCCCCAUUGGGUGUCAUCCGUGAAGACUGCUGAGCCUUGGCUCCCUCAGGAGAGACUCCAGGAGGCCGGAGUAUGGUGGGGCUACUCUCCUAGUUGAAGAAGGGGUAUUUGUCACACUGCAAUGUGACUGUGUAUGUACGUGUAUGUGUGUGUGUAUAUAUAUAUAUAUUAAAACAGGUUUGUUGACACCUCCUACACGGAAA
Molecule: messenger RNA, 734 nt
Organism: Ailuropoda melanoleuca (giant panda)
Lineage: Eukaryota; Metazoa; Chordata; Mammalia; Carnivora; Ursidae
Product: mitochondrial import inner membrane translocase subunit Tim10
Exons: 3
Coding region: 197-469 (90 amino acids)
Biological process (GO): protein insertion into mitochondrial inner membrane
Cellular component (GO): mitochondrial inner membrane
Source: RefSeq, a predicted model, not a curated record